Cordyceps fumosorosea ARSEF 2679 is the source of this 1068-nucleotide messenger RNA. RefSeq lists its product as hypothetical. The coding region runs from base 1 to 1068 and encodes 355 amino acids. The transcript is spliced from 2 exons. The record is from RefSeq and is a predicted model, not a curated record. Lineage: Eukaryota; Fungi; Ascomycota; Sordariomycetes; Hypocreales; Cordycipitaceae.
AUGGGCUCCGACUCGGUGGGCUCGCUGCUCGCCGAUAUUGCCAACCUCAUCGUCGACGGCCUGCGCAUCCUGGGUCUCGCGGACAAGCGCCACUGGGGCCCAGACGAGUACGAGCUACAGCGGGCCAUGGAGCGCGUCCUCAACGACGCCAAGGCCGACUUCCAAGAGCUCUCGCCCCUUCUCAAGAGCCAAUCCCACUACGAGCACGAUCGAACAUUCGCCUCGCUCGAGGAGCUUCGCGCCCUGCGCGGCAAGUUCUACAUGCACAUGCAAAACAUGCGCGAAUGGAGCCGGUCCGGCGGCCCCGUCGACGCCGUCUGGGUGCGCGACACCAAGGCCCUCCAGCGGCAGCUGCACCGCGCGCAGUGCCGCGCCGCCCAGCGCGUCUUCGGCAGCGCCAAGGAGACCUCGCGCCGCUGCCUCGGCGCCUUCAUCGUCCACCGCCGGCAGCGCGCCUGGCUCGACGCCCGCCGCGCCGGCGCCCCCGCCACCGACCACGACUGCCGCCGCCGACAGCUUGACGAGCUCGCCGAGUGUCGCGCCGUUGGCGGCUUCGAGCGCUUCGGCGACGCCGACAUCGCCUUCGUCUGCGACUUUUGCGACGGCCACCUGCUCUGGGACGACGUCGAGCGCGUGCCCACGACGCGCACCGGCCUCGGCGACGACGACGACACAUUACCGGACGCGGCAGGCGGAGGUGCGCUGCUGCCAACUGCCGCGACGCCCUUGCAGGACGCGCUGGGUGCGGCGCUCAGCGAGUGGCGCGCCACAGCCGUGAGCGUGUCGGGGGGGCGCGAGCGCAAGCAGGUCGUGUAUCCGCCGAUGGCGGUGGCGAGCCACAUGGCGCCGCUCCGGGGCGACUGGCAGGCACGCUUCCUGUGUCCGCUGUGCGAGGACGCGGCCGAGCCGCAGGACAUUGACGACGAGGACGAGAUGUGGCGGCCCGACAACCGCUUCGACGACCUGGCGGCGCUGCAGGAGCAUCUGGAGUGGGAGCAUGCGCCGCCGGCGCGGCCCUCGACGCUGCCGUUAUCCUUACCCUCGGCGGACAAGUGCGUCGUCAUGUAA